This is a messenger RNA of Lachnellula hyalina, 495 nucleotides long. RefSeq lists its product as uncharacterized. NCBI's taxonomy places the organism in Eukaryota, Fungi, Ascomycota, Leotiomycetes, Helotiales, Lachnaceae. The record is from RefSeq and is a predicted model, not a curated record. The transcript has a single exon. Bases 1 to 495 code for a protein of 164 amino acids.
AUGGCGAUGGCACUGCGGCGAAUCCUCAUCAAGACACACCAUAUGACUUCACGUAAGAAGAUAGGCAUUAUUACACGAGCCGCAAAACGUCUGGACUGCUCUGUUCUUCUGAAAGUAGGCGCAAAUCCAGGAAUCAUGCUUUGUGAGGGACAGGAGAACCAUGCCAGUGAGUGGGAGACAGUCGUACGAGUGAGUUCAUGGAUUUGUUUCCAACAUGUGGGCCAAGAUGAGCUGCAAGAUGUGCUCAAUCGGCUGGUUGCGCUGGUUCCAAGAGAGAAGGCUAACAUAAAUUCUCAGAAAUUACGGUAUAAAGAUAUGCGGCUACUAAAGAGAGAAAGCAUCUCGGAACCUCAUCUAGCUACUCUAGGAGUCAAGGAGGGAGAUGUUAAGGAAAUUGAAGAAGUUAAAGACUUCGCGAAGCUUUUAGAGAAGGAUCCGAGACUCUUCCAUUCUUGGAGGGUAGGGAUGGGAUACGUGAAAGAUGAUGGUGAAUAA